AUGCAAGUCCCUGAUGGCUAUCGACGGGGCACACCAGGGAAUAUCACGCCCGCGGGACAACAGCAAAACCCAUGGCAGAUUCCACGCCAUGCGGCCGACUCGCAGCGCGCAGGCGCCGGUUACCUGCCUCCGCCGCCUCCAAUGCAGGCACAGCAGUCGCAGAACCUGCAGUUCCCGCCGCCGCCGCCGCGGAUGCCCAUGAGUGCCACGCAGACGCAUGCACCGUUCGUCCCGCCUCCACCUGGUCAGCCCAAUAGCUACUGGAAUCGGCAGCCUAGCUAUCCGCCACCACCACCGCAAAGCCAGCCGCGAGAGCCACGAGCAUACGAUCCCAGCGUCUAUUUCGAGUACAACAACCUUCCACCGCUGAAUGACAAUGCGCCCUUGACAUCCGCUACGUACAUUCCAGAUGGGUUGAGCUUUGGACCAGGCGUGGGGAUACCAGGUCUACAUACCCAGAACAAUGCUCCGCAUGCGCCAGUGCGGCCGGGCCAUGCUCCUCAACCGAGCUACUACCGCGGCGCAUCGGAAGACUUCAGUCACGACGCCAGCUAUCUGCAGAGAUUUGAGGGAGUCUACAACCAAGACGCCAACGGAACUUGGUUUUCCAACCAGUAUCAGCAAAUACCCCUCCCAACACAAUCCGCGCCGCCACAUCCGCACACCAAUUUUCCGCCCCCGACGCCCACGGGAAGGAAGAACAUGAUCCUGCCGGCCAAGGAGAUUGAGCAACACACAUCGCCUGCAGUCGAGCAGAACCGACCGACUUACGUGACCUCCGGACCAAGUGCCGAGAGCAAUGGGAAUCGUGAUCUUGCCUCCUCCAGCGAUAUGCCAAGCUCACCCAAAGGCUCAAAGUGGACCCCAGACCGAAUUCAGGGAUUUCUGGCAUCACACGCAUUUUCGAGGGAGUGGCAGGCUGCUUUCCAGCAUUUGAAUGUCUCGGGCACGCAAUUUUUGGACAUUGGAAGAAGCGGUGGGCAACGUAACAUCGCGUUCUUGCCUCACUCUGUGCUUCCACAAGUCGCGAGGGAAUGCACCGCGAAURGCAUGGUCUGGGAUCAGGCAAAGGAGCGUGAGGAAGGACGCAGAUUACGCAGACUGGUCAGGGAUGUUAUCAAAUAUGGUUGGACUGGUACACCCCAGACUGCGACAUCUACCGGCACUGCUGGACUUCCCCUCCGUGCUCAUGGAAGUGUCGGAAUCGACGACACGUCACCGAGCCUUGUGAGAGAUACCAACGCCUUUGGAUCAACACCCACCACAGCAGGUGGCGGAGAUGACUCUCCUGGUAGAGCGAUGCCAGUGCAGCCAGCGCAGGGCAGAGUACCAGGUGGCUAUCGAUCCAUCACGUUGGACUCUUCCGACCAUCGAAACCACCUUGCCUCGAUGAAUGACCCCAAAAGACACCAGUCUCCUAGCGGUGCAGGAGACUUGAGUGCUAACAGCAAGUAUCAAGUCAGUCCUCAGCAAAGCCCCGGAUUGGUCAAUGUGAGGCCAUUGUCAAACGGGACCGGUCAUAAUCGCUUCCCAAGCGGCGGCCACUUCCGAGGACCGAGCACUGACACACAGGGUGGACGUUCGAGUGCUGGAUUGAACUCUGGUAAUGACAGCCCGCAUAGCAAACCGCCGGCGGACGACUAUGUCGGGCGCACAGCGCAAGAUGGAUCGCGCCCUCCGCCAACGGACAGCAGCGCCCGACGGCAGUCAAGCCGCGAUCCUCAGAGCGCCAAGGAGCCUCGGGGACUUUGGGCGAAGCUGAGACGUGGGAAACGGGAUGAUGCACACCCAUCUCCUGAAGAUGAACAUCCAUCCAGCCCACAUGCCAACCGCUACCCCUACGCAGACUCGCACAAAGCCGCCUCCUCCGACAUCUCGCUCAAUGAUGCAACAGCUGCACAGUCUAAGAAGAAUGUCAGCAUCGACUCUACUGACAGCGUUCCCGCUGAUAUCAGGGGACGGCAAAAGGCCCGUGAAGGCGAUAAGAAAUACAUCUUUGUCACUCCCGACGGAUGGAAUUACCGCUUGAUGGACAUAACCGACGUUGAAUCAGCGGAUCAGCUUCGGACUGUUAUUUGUUACAACCUAGGGAUAUCUGCCGAGGAGCCAGGAAUGGCCGUCUACAUGACAGCCCCUGGCAGGGAGGAGCACGAAGCAGAGCUCACAGACGAAAUGCUAAUGGCCGCGCGAACACAGAUGGCCGAUCCCACGGGCAGUUUGAAACUGUAUGUGCGCUCACCGGGUAACACGCCCGAUCCUCUGGAGAGUGCCGAUAUGGGACUUUCCCCGUCGCAGGUGCAGCAGACAUCAGUGUCCGGAAAAUCGUACGAUGACGCAACGAUUGAGGCGCUAAGGCACGCUGGCUUGUUGGAUUCUGCUCGUUCUCGUGCGCAGCAGGGUGUCAACCAAAGCGAAGAAGCCGCAAAGAUGCAGGAAAGUAUGUUGCAGCAAGACUUCCAGAGUCUGCCGUAUGACCAGCAACAGGUCUUGUUGGAAGCCAGGGCAGAACAACAUCGAAAGGACACUGAACGCAAGCGACUGGACUACCAAGCACAUCGUAGAUCGCAGCUUGUAGAUAACGGCAAGKGUGGGAAGAUUUACGACUUCGACACUCCCCGGACAGCAGCACUUGUGCAUGAUUUCGACAGGCAAGCUUCUUUCCACAGACCUGCAUCUUCAGGCUCGGUGGAUUACGAAAGGCGGACCGACGUCAAUUUCCAACCCAUGCGUAAAGCACCGCCCGUCCCCGAGCCGACCAACACUCUCGUCAAGGCCAACAGUCUCACCAAGAAGGCCAUUGGAACUCGCACGAGCUGGCCAAAGAAGGAUGAGCCUCGCAAUCGUAGCUCYGGGGACUCUAUCCCCGAAGAAAAUGUCAGAAGGCCUUCCAGCAGAGGUAUUGGUGCUGCGCUCGCUGGUGCUGGCAAAACUGCUGGCAUCUUUGGUCAACCGAACAGUGCCCCGGCUACAUCAUCUAAUCUGCAAAGGUCUUUCACCGUGCAAGAGUCGCCGAAUGAUGAUGAAUUUCAUCCUGAUCAAGGAAGCCCCAACGCACCGCGUAGUCCAUUUACCAUGUCCAAAGGCGGGCAGUCAUUCAAGGUGCCAGCGUACGAUGAAGACGAGGACGAAGAGGAUGAUGAGGACACUCUCAAAGCAAGUCAAAGACCGAACCUCACUCUGCGCACCCCAUCUAAUCCCAUGAUUGCGAAGCUACAAGCCCAGGGCCGUUCGCAAAGCCCUGAGCUUAGCCCGUCAUCCAGUCGACCUUUGGGAGGGUCUCUCGGAAGGAUCAUGAGCAAGCGCGGACCUAGCUUCAAUGUACCAGAGCAUCAAGCUGCAUUCGCGCCGUCCCCGAACAUCGGAGCCGACGAUUCUGAUGAAGACUCUGACGAUGGUUUGUUCGCCAUUCCGUUGGCGAAACAAAUGGAGAAGAGAUCCGCUGCUGCGACUCCUGUGAGGAAUAAGAGCCACAGAGUACUCGGCAUUGGUAGCUCACCUGGUCGCUCGCCGAAUAGGCCGGAGCUCAAGMUCAAGACUUCUCGCCCAAACGUGCACUUCGACUCACCAAAACUCGCUCCGCAAAACGAGCUUCCUGAUAUGGAUGUCAACGAAGCUGACAACAUGCUCCAUGGCCCGCAUUCCACGUCAUCUGGAGGUCCAUGGUCGACCGAUUCGCCAGACUCGUCGGCCCGCUUCGGCAGAAGGGAGAGCUUUAUGAGCGAUGUGUGGGCAAACCGUCCUCCUGUGGAAGAUAUUGCAGAGCGACUUGACAACUUCUUCCCAAACGUUGAUCUUGAUCAGCCCAUGGGUGAAGGAGCAGAAGGUUCAGAUGCCAGUCCAGUUUCUACUGACAAAUCCACCGGAGCAUCGACAGCUUCUACUGGGGACCUGCACUCCACCCGUAGUGUCACUCCAAUAUCGAGUGCCGACGAGUCCGAAGAGACAUUCGAUGAUGAGGAACAUACCCUGCGAGGCGGUGCUGGUACCCGAUCCUCUGUGGCUCAUCGCAGUAUCCGCAAGUCCGGGGGUCUUGGGAGGACGAAGAGUAUCCGUGAUGUGGUGAAGAACAACUACUCCCACCUUGCUGGUUUGUCCCGUGUACCAUCGACAUCCUCGCUCGCGUCCAGUCGCCACCCCAGUACCAUCGGAAUGCCGCCACCCCCAAAUCCGCUGGCGAACAGAGUCAGCACGUUGAGAAAUGACGUGUCAAGUAGCAUCAGCAGGAGAAAGAGCACCAAGAUGUUCGGUGCCAAGAUCGAGCAGGUCAAACCCCAGCGCGGCAGUCGACUGAUCAACAAUCUUGAGACCAUUCCUCAAGACAACAUUCCGGCUGGCAACGUUCAACACGUCAAACCAGAACGUCAACCCACAUUCAAAUGGAUGCGUGGUCAGCUGAUUGGCAAGGGCACAUUUGGUCGUGUAUACCUUGGUAUGAAUACCACCACGGGUGAAUUGCUUGCUGUAAAGCAGGUCGAAGUCAACCACAAGAUUCAAAACGCCGACCCGGCGAAGAUCCGCGAGAUGGUCAAGGCGCUAGACCAGGAGAUUGACACGAUGCAGCACCUCGAUCACGUCAACAUUGUGCAGUAUCUCGGUUGCGAGAAGAAGGAAUACAGCAUCUCCAUCUUCCUGGAGUACAUCUCUGGUGGUUCCGUCGGUUCAUGUCUGCGGAAGCACGGCAAGUUCGAGGAAGCAGUCGUCUCCUCCCUGACAAGACAGACAUUGGGCGGAUUGGCAUACCUCCACUCUGAAGGAAUUCUUCAUCGAGAUCUCAAGGCAGACAACAUUCUUCUCGAUCUCGACGGUACCUGCAAGAUCUCCGAUUUCGGCAUCUCAAAGCGAAGUGCGAACCCCUAUCAUAACGACAUCACGAAUAGCAUGCAAGGCAGCGUCUUCUGGAUGGCGCCCGAAGUCAUUCGUGCCCAGAGCCAGGCGCUUACUUCUGAUGACGGACUCAUGAGUACCCAAGGAUACAGCGCCAAAGUAGACAUCUGGUCUCUGGGGUGUGUUGUGCUGGAAAUGUUUGCUGGGCGUAGACCUUGGAGCAAAGAAGAAGCCAUAGGAGCUAUCUACAAGCUCGGAAGUUUGAACCAGGCACCCCCGAUCCCAGACGACGUUAGCACGGUCGUGGGGCCUGCGGCGUUGAGUUUCAUGUAUGAUUGUUUUACAAUUGAUCCUGGCGAGAGGCCGACGGCUGAUACACUGCUGAGAGCACCCUUUUGUAUUUUUGACCCGCAUUACAACUUCCUGGACACGGAGUUGUAUGCGAAGAUUCGGGGUGCCUUUUGA
Messenger RNA from Ramularia collo-cygni, 5289 nucleotides. RefSeq lists its product as uncharacterized. Bases 1 to 5289 code for a protein of 1762 amino acids. The record is from RefSeq and is a predicted model, not a curated record. NCBI's taxonomy places the organism in Eukaryota, Fungi, Ascomycota, Dothideomycetes, Mycosphaerellales, Mycosphaerellaceae. Gene Ontology annotation, molecular function: ATP binding; protein kinase activity. The transcript has 2 exons. Gene Ontology annotation, biological process: protein phosphorylation.